Schistosoma mattheei is the source of this 685-nucleotide messenger RNA. NCBI's taxonomy places the organism in Eukaryota, Metazoa, Platyhelminthes, Trematoda, Strigeidida, Schistosomatidae. The record is from the annotation of a GenBank genome assembly.
GCUUAAUCUAUUGGACGUAUAUGCAAACUUACGAGCGUAUUUGAAACAGUUUGGUACUGCUGGCUACAGUAAACCUUCAACAAUCAAAUGAGUUCUGUCGUUAGAAGAGCUUCUCAUGCUGGUAGUUGGUAUUCUUCAGACCGUACUAAGCUUAACAACCAGUUGCAGAAAUGGUUGUCUGAAGUAACUGUUGAUCGACAACCAGCCCGUGCUAUCAUUUCACCACAUGCGGGUUAUGACUAUUCGGGGCCUUGUGCUGCUUUUGCGUACAAACAAAUAGACCCUCGUCACAUUAAACGUAUUUUCGUAUUAGGUCCUGCACACUAUAUGAGCCUCAGAGGAAAAUGCGCUCUAUCCACAGCGGAGUUCUUCGAGACUCCAUUGUACUCCUUGUCAAUUGGUAGAGAUGUAUACCGAGACCUCGAAAAAACAGGAGAGUUUGUUAGUCUCGCUUUGGACAAAGACGAAGAAGAGCAUUCCAUAGAAAUGCAAAUGCCAUAUAUAGCAAAAAUGAUGGAAGGGUAACUUCCUGUUAAAUCUUUAUUUAGUCCAUAUUAAUUUUUAAGUAAAUAUAUAACCAAGGCUCAUAAUGAACUGAAUGUAGAAACGAAUUAUUAUUACUAGGAGUUUGAGUCAAAACAUUGGAGACCGGUAAAGCCAAUGUUACCAAGGCAAAUUCUCUGUA